Dioszegia hungarica is the source of this 402-nucleotide messenger RNA. Its product is annotated as transcription initiation factor IIA, gamma subunit, helical domain-containing protein. The transcript has 5 exons. The coding region runs from base 1 to 402 and encodes 133 amino acids. Gene Ontology annotation, cellular component: transcription factor TFIIA complex. Lineage: Eukaryota; Fungi; Basidiomycota; Tremellomycetes; Tremellales; Bulleribasidiaceae. The record is from RefSeq and is a predicted model, not a curated record. Gene Ontology annotation, molecular function: RNA polymerase II general transcription initiation factor activity; TBP-class protein binding. Gene Ontology annotation, biological process: transcription initiation at RNA polymerase II promoter; RNA polymerase II preinitiation complex assembly.
AUGGCCGGCCAGAACCAGAGCUACUAUGAGUUCUACCGGGGCUCGUCGAUUGGCACAGCGUUGACCGACUCGCUGGAUGAAUUGAUCACUCAAGGUGAUAUCCCCCCGCAAUUAGCGAUGCGGGUGUUGCAGCAGUUCGAUAAGAGCUUGACAGAUGCGCUGCAGAAGGGUGUAAAGACCAAGACGAAUGUCAAGGGUCACUUGUCUACCUACAGGCUCUGCGAUGAUGUCUGGACAUUUGUGGUCAAGAACCCAAAUUUUAAGAUGGAGGGCAUGGGUGCAGGCUCGGAGAUGAUCACAGCGCCAAAGAUCAAAAUCGUCGCGUGCAAGUCCGGGGAUGCUGCGGCGGACACGAAGAAGGGCGGCGGAAAGGCGGCAGCAGCGGCGCAGAACGACUACUAG